This is a messenger RNA of Castor canadensis (American beaver), 1473 nucleotides long. RefSeq names its product cytosolic iron-sulfur assembly component 3 (gene Ciao3). NCBI's taxonomy places the organism in Eukaryota, Metazoa, Chordata, Mammalia, Rodentia, Castoridae. The record is from RefSeq and is a predicted model, not a curated record.
GCCAUCAUGGCGUCGCCCUUCAGUGGGGCGCUGCAGCUGACGGACCUGGAUGAUUUCAUCGGGCCGUCUCAGGACUGCAUCAAGCCCGUGAAAGUGGAUAAGAAGGCAGGAAGUGGUGUGGCCAAGAUUCACAUUGAAGAUGACGGGAGCUACUUCCAAGUGAAUCCAGAUGGAGGGACCCGGAAGCUGGAGAAGGCCAUGGUGUCACUGAAUGACUGUCUGGCAUGCAGUGGUUGUGUCACCUCGGCAGAGACUGUGCUCAUAACUCAGCAGAGCCAUGAGGAGCUGCGGAAGGUUCUAGAAGCUAAUGAGAUAGUGGCACCCAAUGAACAACGGCUGGUGGUCGUGUCAGUCUCGCCCCAGUCCACAGCAUCGCUGGCUGCAAGGUUUCAACUGAAUCCCACAGACACUGCCAGAAAAUUAACUUCAUUCUUUAAGAAAAUAGGGGUACACUUCGUCUUUGAUACUGCCUUCUCAAGGAACUUCAGCCUCCUUGAGAGCCAGAGAGAAUUUGUGCGGCGAUUCCGAGGACAGACUGGCUCCAGAGAGGCCUUGCCUGUGCUGGCUUCCGCCUGCCCAGGCUGGAUCUGCUAUGCUGAGAAGACCCAUGGCAACUUCAUCCUCCCCUAUAUCAGCACAGCCCGGUCCCCACAGCAGGUCAUGGGCUCUCUAGUCAAGGACUUCUUUGCCCUGCAGCAGCAUGUGACCCCUGACAAGGUCUACCAUGUAACGGUGAUGCCCUGCUAUGACAAAAAACUAGAAGCAUCCAGACCUGACUUCUUCAACCAAAAGUAUCAAACUCGUGAUGUGGAUUGUGUCCUCACAACAGGGGAAGUCUUCCGGCUGCUAGAAGAAGAAGGGGUCUCACUCUCAGACCUGGAGCCGGCCCCUCUGGAUGGCCUGUCCAGCAGUGGCAGUGUGUCUGUUGAGGAGCCCACCAGCCAUCGGGGCGGGGGCUCAGGAGGCUACCUGGAACACGUGUUCCAGCACGCAGCUCAGGAGCUCUUCGGAAUCCAUGUGACUGAGGUCACCUACAGACCCCUAAGGAACAAGGACUUCCAGGAGGUGACUCUAGAGAGGGAUGGCCAGGUGCUGCUGCACUUCGCUGUGGCCUACGGCUUCAGAAACAUCCAGAACCUCGUGCAGAAGCUCAAGCGCGGCCGCUGCCCCUACCAUUAUGUGGAGGUCAUGGCCUGCCCCUCAGGCUGCUUGAAUGGUGGGGGCCAGCUCAAAGCGGCAGAUGUGCCCAGCAGGGAGCUCCUCCUGCAAGUGGAAAGACUGUACGGCGUGGUUAGGACAGCGGUGCCAGAGGAUGCCGCUGGGGUCCAAGAGCUGUACCAGCACUGGCUGCAGGGAGAGGGCUCUGAGCGGGCCAGACACCUGCUGCACACACAGUACCAUGCUGUGGAGAAGGCCAACUCGGGCCUCAGCAUCCGAUGGUGAGAGGCCUCCCAGGGUCUGCAGAGCCACCCA